Sorghum bicolor (sorghum) is the source of this 1608-nucleotide messenger RNA. RefSeq lists its product as uncharacterized. The coding region runs from base 117 to 1265 and encodes 382 amino acids. NCBI's taxonomy places the organism in Eukaryota, Viridiplantae, Streptophyta, Magnoliopsida, Poales, Poaceae. The record is from RefSeq and is a predicted model, not a curated record. The transcript has 2 exons. Gene Ontology annotation, molecular function: protein binding.
CCCCACCUGGCAGACCUGCCCACUCCCCUCCACUCCACUUUCACUCAGCCCAAAUGCCCAAUCCACCGCACGCAACUGUGCCGACCAAACCCUAGCUUCGAUCCGCGGCGAGCAGCAUGGCGCCGCGGCCGGCGGCGGCGGCGGCGGCGGCGGCGCUGAUGGACGAGCUCGUGGAGGAGAUCCUUCUCCGCAUUCCACCGGACGACCCCGCGCGCCUCCUCCACGCGGCGCUCGUCUGCAAGCGCUGGCGCCGCAUCGUCUCCGACCCCAGAUUCCGCAGCCGGUUCUGUGAGUUCCAUCGCACGCCCCCGAUGCUCGGCUUCAUCCGCAAUCACGAGCGAGGGUCGUCCUUCGUGUCCACCUCCUCCUUCCGCGCGCCCCCUGCCGAUCGCGUCAACAGCCGCGCGAUCGACGCGCGCCAUGGCCGCGUCCUCCUUCAGAGCCGGGGCCCUUCGGAUCACAAUCCCUGGGAGGAUUCCUUCCAUGUCUGGGUCCCGAUCACGGGCGAACGGAGGAAGCUGCCCGUGCUUCUGCCGGGGCCCAUCUACCCUUGGUCCUGGAAUGCCGCCGUGCUCUGCGCCGCAGCCACCGAAGGCUGUGAACACCUCGAUUGCCACCGCGGACCCUUCCUGGUCGUCUUUGUAGGCAACGGCGACGUUGUGGAAACGCCCGUGAUGUGUGCCCAUGUCUACUCAUCGGAGUCUGAUUCGUGGAGCCAGCAGAUCUCUGCUCCUCACAUCUAUGAUGAUCUCGGAUUGAAUCCAAGUGCCUUUGCAGAGAAUUCGCUCUACUUUAGGUGUAUGCAUAGUGUCCUCAAGUAUGAUUUGGCCACACAGGAACUAUCUUUGAUUCUCCUGCCAGAAGAAAGCUUCUUUUGGGGAUGUGCUCUGCUCAUGGCUACCGAGGGCGGUGAACUUGGACUUGCCUACAUAUUUACAAGUAGAUUGUACCUGUGGUCGAGGAAGGCUGGCCCUAACAAUGGUGCUGGAUGGGCAAGGAAAGUCAUUAAGCUUACAGCAUUGCUUCCUGCUCACGACGACUCACUUGUUCCGAUGGGUCUUACUGGCUUUGCACAUGGCCUUGAUGUUUUUUUUUUGAGGACAAGUGUGGGGAUUUUCACUUUUGAUCUGAAGUCCAUCCGUUUCAUCACAAAGGUGUGCGAAGAAAGUUUCUGCGAUGCAAGUUUCCCCUACAUGAGCUUCUGCACUCCAGCAUUGGGAGCAGCCUCUGCCGAGGGAUCAAGAACAGGCACCUCAAAUGCCUGAUAAACAUAAGGUUCUCCAUUUUGCAGGCUUGUCGAUCAAGGUUAAAAGGGAUGAUCGUUGUGGGUAAUAGUUUAUUUUGGAGGUGGGACAACUCUUUAGCAUGAGUAAGAUUAGUGGUGGUCUUAGUUUGUUGGCCUUUAGGGGUUCUUCAUUUUGUGCAAGGGUUCACAUCUCUCUGUCUGUUAUCUUGAUCAUCACUGUGAAGUUUGCUUGGGACCCUGUAUUAUCCUACUCUAUGUGUACUCCUGAACAUUAGCUUUAAUGGAACCCUUGAAUGGUUGAAUGUGUAUGGUAUCUUUGUUCAAGAAAAUGCGCAUUUGAAUUUAAAUACACGACAAUUCCA